Molecule: messenger RNA, 495 nt
Organism: Lottia gigantea (owl limpet)
Lineage: Eukaryota; Metazoa; Mollusca; Gastropoda; Lottiidae
Exons: 1
Coding region: 1-495 (164 amino acids)
Biological process (GO): regulation of apoptotic process
Molecular function (GO): protein binding
Source: RefSeq, a predicted model, not a curated record
AUGGUGGAAAAGUUAAAAAAUGAGAAAUACAGUAAUUUGAUGAUGGAAUUGGCUGUUGAAAUUGAACCCAGUGAAUUUCAUAUACUGCUCAUGGGUGUGUACACCCGAAAGCUGAUAAAGCGAAGGGAAAUGGAGAAAGUGUCUAAUUUUUCCCAGCUAAUAUCCUUCCUAACAGGCCCAGUCCUCUCACCAAAGAAUGUUAAGCUCCUAUCAGAUCUCUUAUACCGAAUUGAACGUAAAGAUUUAAAAGCACGCAUUGAUGAAUUUGCACGGGAAUUGGAGUUUUUGGAGACUCAGUGUUUACAUCCUUCACAAAAUAUACAUCUAGAGAAUGAUCUUCCUGCCAUCCAGCAAGAAAUAGAUAGUGACAAUAAAUAUGAUUAUGAAAAUGAAUUGGACGAUGAUGAGAUGAUUGAUUCACAAAACAGCUGUGUGAGCAUGAGAAGUCUUACUGAUGAAGAAAAGAGAGAUCGAGAGUUGGCUUGUGACUUUUAG